Molecule: messenger RNA, 1054 nt
Organism: Pistacia vera
Lineage: Eukaryota; Viridiplantae; Streptophyta; Magnoliopsida; Sapindales; Anacardiaceae
Product: deSI-like protein At4g17486
Exons: 4
Coding region: 287-1039 (250 amino acids)
Biological process (GO): protein deubiquitination
Molecular function (GO): deubiquitinase activity
Source: RefSeq, a predicted model, not a curated record
AAUAAUAAUAAAAAUAGAAAUAAAAUAUCCAAAAAGGGUAGAAUAAUUUAAAAACAAAAAAGGAAAGAGAAAUUGAGCGAUUCGAGGUGGAGAUAUUCAAAUUAGUUACAGAGCAAAAAAGUGAAAGUGGAAAGAGCGUUGAAUCGAGUAAUUCGAUUGCUUCGCUUUACAGACUGAUAGAGGAAGAGAGGGACACAGAGAGAGUAGCGAGAGUUGGUUUUCUUUGUGAAGAAAGUAGGAAGUGAAAACAGACACAAUUAGGGUAAAAUCUAGGGUUUAGGCGAAGAUGACGGAUGUGAUACUUCACAUAUACGACGUGACGAAUAGUGGAUCGGACAAGACCAACAACACUAUCAUGCAAAUCAAUAAGAUCUUCAAAGACGGUAUUGGCGUCGGCGGUAUCUUCCACAGCGCUGUUCAGUUAUAUGGCGAUGAAGAAUGGUCUUUUGGGUUCUGCGAACAUGGAUCAGGAGUUUUUAGCUGCCCAUCUGGAAAGAAUCCAAUGUAUACAUAUCGCGAAUGUAUUGUCCUUGGAAAAACAAACUUUUCAAUCUUCAAGGUGAAUCAGAUAUUGCGGGAACUUAGUCGAGAGUGGCCUGGAAGUUCAUAUGACUUGUUAUCCAGAAACUGCAACCACUUUUGUGAUGAGUUGUGCGAAAGACUUGGUGUGCCAAAGCUUCCAGGCUGGGUUAAUCGUUUUGCCAACGCUGGUGAUGCUGCCAUGGAAGUAGCGGGAACCACUGCAUUACGGUUGAGACAAGCCAGGACAGAGAUUGUCUCGGCUAGCAAAGUGGCUUAUCGUUUCCUUCUGGGUGUUGCUAACAAUGGUAAUGGCAACAGCAAUGGGCCUGUUCCUGAUUCCCCAAGCAAUUUAAUCAGAGGGACACCUAGAUUUCAAGCAACUUGGUUUAAAAAUCUCAUCACUACUGGCGCUAAACCUUCAAGUAGUUCAGAUAUUGAGAAUAACGAGGGGGAUACCCCAUCCACAACAGGAGCAAAGUCCAUCAGAAGUCCUACCGCAACUGAAUCUACAUCGUGAUAUAGGAGGAAACUU